Messenger RNA from Oncorhynchus tshawytscha (Chinook salmon), 1898 nucleotides. Its product is annotated as BCL-6 corepressor. Lineage: Eukaryota; Metazoa; Chordata; Actinopteri; Salmoniformes; Salmonidae. Gene Ontology annotation, cellular component: nucleus. Gene Ontology annotation, molecular function: transcription corepressor activity. The transcript has 5 exons. The record is from RefSeq and is a predicted model, not a curated record. Bases 338 to 919 code for a protein of 193 amino acids. Gene Ontology annotation, biological process: negative regulation of transcription by RNA polymerase II.
UAACCCCUCUGUUCCCUGUCUGUGGAGACCCUAACCCCUCUGUUCUCUGUGGCCUAUCUAGGAUGUAGUGCUGUACUGCCUGGAGAACAGGUUGUGUGACGUCAAUCACCGUGACAACGCGGGCUACUGUGCGCUGCACGAGGCAUGUGCACGUGGCUGGCUUGCUAUCACUCAGCACCUGCUGGAGCACGGUGCCGACGUCAACUGUAGCGCCCAGGAAGGCACCAGGCCCCUCCAUGACGCGGUGGAGAAUGACCAUCUGGAAGUGGUCCGUCUGCUGCUGUCCUACGGAGCUGACCCAACCCUGGCUACGUACUCUGGCCGCAGCCUCCUCCGCAUGACACACUCCCACGGCAUGGAGGGAUUCCUCUCUGAGUAUUUUUCCGACCUGAAGGGGCGUGAAGACACUGAUGAAGGCAUCUACUGGGAGUUUUACGGCAGCGCCGUGUGUGAGUCAGGUGAGGACCCAGCAGCCUAUGACAUCCUGGCUAACCCCCCAGGCCCAGGAGAGGAGGAGGAGGAGGAGGACACGAGGCAGGGCUUUGAGUUUGAGUUCUCUGACCGACCCCUCCUGCCCUGCUACAACAUUCAGCUCUCCCUCUCACAGGGUCCCAGAAACUGGCUGCUCCUAUCAGACGUCCUGAAGAGACUCAGAAUGUCCUCCAGGGCGUUCAGGGCAGCCUUCGCCCAUCUGGAGGUAGCAACCAUCGCCGAGGCAGAGUUCUACAAGCAGGCGUCACUGUCGCAGCUCUUCUCGUGCCCCGACGAACUUGCCGCCUUCCUCCCCGACAGCAAGGAGCUGCUGGACCUGGUUGAGACCAGCUCGGAGCUGGCUGCGCUGCUGGGCUCCUCGCUAGAGUGUUUGGACAGCCGAUGGGAGCCCAAAGGGGCCAGGGUCAAAGCUAAAGCCCGCUCGUGACCCUGAGAUACACACACAGAGGGUGACUCUCAAUAAAAUCUACUUUCUCCUGAAGUGGACACUCCUUCACUAGUUCCCACAAAUCUGGUGCAGUUAUUUGGCUAGUGGUAGUUUUCCACCAUGUUUCUUAUACCAGUCCUUUCCUUUCAAAUCGGUGCAGGGAAGUGAACACUUUGGGAGGAAGGAGAGAGUAUUGGGACGUAGCCAACACACACACAUGCUCCAUGUGUACGUUCCCAUGUCCUGUGAGGACUGGACGUUGAAUACUGGACAGUAUCCCUUCAAAGAGGAAACAGACCCCAGCGCCACACAAACUGCAUUUUUUAAAUAAAUAUAUUAUAUAUGUAUACAUUAACAGCCGAUUUAAUUUGUUCUAUAUAUAUAUAUAUAUGUAUAUCCAUACUGUAUAUCUGCUGCUUUGGUUGUCAUGUUGUGGUCAGGUUGUGGGUUUUGACACUGUUUGGGUUGACUAGGCUAGUGAACAGGUCAGGAGCAAUGUGAGUCGAAUGUGGACCUCUGAGGUAAAGGUUAUUGUUUGACUUUGGAUCAUGGCAGUGCACUUGAUUUGAGCUUUACCGACCCAUUGGACUUUGAUAGAUAUAUAUAUAUAGAGGUGAACUGUGACAAAAACAUUUUAGCACUCAUGGCUCAUCCCAAAGAUUUGGGGAUUUUUAUUUUCAACAUUGUCUAAAAACCUAGCUUUAUUUGUCUCUUAUUUAUAACAAUGAGGAAUUAAGAUAUUUGAUGUGGGUUUUUUGUAAAAUAUAAAUGUAAAAUACUACAAGCCAUUUCAAUUGAAGAGUGAGAUUCAUGCUUGAACUUGUAAAUAAGAUGACCAUUUCAGUAACUGUUUUUCUGACUGGGGUGUUUGAUUUGUUUGUUUUGGCAAUGUAAGUGUUUAAACUUUGUAAUUAAAUACACUUAUUUGUAUUUAUAUUUUACAAAAAAGUUCAUUUAAAUAAAUCGCAAUAAAAGUGAA